AUAACCCUUAGCUUUAUGGAGCAAUGCUUUGUUGGCCAGCUACCUUAUUCAUGUUCACUCACUGUUUGUUCUAUUGUUUACUUUUCAGCWAUUGGAAGAUUGUGCGAGAAAUGUGAUGGAAAGUGUGUGAUCUGUGACUCGUAUGUGAGGCCUUGCACACUGGUGCGCAUCUGUGACGAGUGCAACUACGGGUCGUACCAGGGUCGCUGUGUCAUAUGUGGAGGUCCCGGGGUGUCUGACGCUUACUACUGCAAAGAGUGCACCAUCCAGGAGAAAGACCGAGAUGGAUGCCCCAAGAUUGUGAACUUAGGCAGUUCAAAGACUGACCUUUUCUAUGAACGGAAGAAGUAUGGCUUCAAGAAGAGGUGAAGACAGGCCUGUCCAACGAGUGCUUUGCUUCUGUUUUUUUGUAUUAACGUUUUUACCUUUUUUUGUGUGAACAUGUUUUGACAAUACAAUAAAGCUUUAUUUUACAUUA
This is a messenger RNA of Salvelinus sp. IW2-2015, 478 nucleotides long. The record is from RefSeq and is a predicted model, not a curated record. NCBI's taxonomy places the organism in Eukaryota, Metazoa, Chordata, Actinopteri, Salmoniformes, Salmonidae.